AUGGUUAUUGCUCACGAUUUUGAAGGCCGAAAAUAUGUAUUUUCUACAGACGACGGUGGUUUGGCCAAUGAUACAUUUUGUAAGUGGGCACUGAGCAAAGAAAUGAAAGGAACAACUUACAUAGCACAUAAUUCGAAAGCGUACGACACCUAUUUCAUUAUACAAUACAUUUUGAAAAAUAUGCCGACCGUUAAGUACGAAGUAAUCCGCAACGGGUCAAACGUUAUGAUGCUUGAAAUAAAAUAUGGGGGCUUAAACAUUAAAUUCAUAGAUAGUCAUAAUUUUGUACAGUCGAGGUUAUCCGAAUUUCCGAAAACGUUUGGACUUACAGAAGCGAAAAAAGGUUACUUUCCACAUUUUUUUAAUACACCGGAAAAUCAAAACUAUGUAGGACCUUUACCGAACAAAGAUCAUUACGGAUAUAAUUCUAUGACGAUGAAACACCCUGCAGAAUUUAUAGAUUGGCACGACGAAUUAACAAAUAAAAAUUACGUAUUUGAUUCCCAAAAGGAGUUGGAAGAAUAUUGUAAUUCGGACGUUGACAUAUUGCGAAGAGGGUGUUCGGAGCUGAGAAAGCAAUUUUUGGACGUGUGUAACAUUGAUCCUUUAAAUAUAUAA
This is a messenger RNA of Acyrthosiphon pisum (pea aphid), 618 nucleotides long. Its product is annotated as putative DNA polymerase. Gene Ontology annotation, molecular function: nucleotide binding; DNA binding; DNA-directed DNA polymerase activity. Lineage: Eukaryota; Metazoa; Arthropoda; Insecta; Hemiptera; Aphididae. The record is from RefSeq and is a predicted model, not a curated record. The transcript has a single exon. Gene Ontology annotation, biological process: DNA replication. Bases 1 to 618 code for a protein of 205 amino acids.